Molecule: messenger RNA, 1605 nt
Organism: Gossypium raimondii (Peruvian cotton)
Lineage: Eukaryota; Viridiplantae; Streptophyta; Magnoliopsida; Malvales; Malvaceae
Exons: 4
Coding region: 1-1605 (534 amino acids)
Molecular function (GO): nucleic acid binding; RNA-DNA hybrid ribonuclease activity
Source: RefSeq, a predicted model, not a curated record
AUGUCGGGGCUAAGUACUGACAUUGUAGUUCACCGACUUCCUAUAAAGGAAGAUUGCAAACCAGUUCAGCAAAAACUCCGAAGAAUGAGACCUGAUGUUGUAUUAAAAAUAAAAGAGGAGGUGCAAAAGCAAUUCGACGCUGGAUUCCUGCAAGUGGUCAAAUACUCCAAGUGGGUGGCCAAUAUCGUUCUUGUCUCUAAGAAAGAUGGGAAGGAAUUAGAAAUCUAUGUUGAUGACAUGAUUGCGAAAUCUAAAACGAAAGAGGAACAUGUUCUGGUCCUUAAGAAAUUAUUUAUGAGGUUGAGAAAAUUUCAGCUAAAAUUAAAUCCAGCAAAAUGCACAUUUGGGGUCAGAUCAGGAAAAUUGCUUGGGUUCGUGGUCAGUGAGAGAGGAAUCGAGAUUGAUCCUGACAAAGUAAGAGUAAUACAAGAAUUACCUCCGCCGCGUACUCAAAAAGAGGUUCGAGGUUUUCUAGGAAGACUGAACUACAUCGCUCGUGCUGAUGCCACCUUGCCCAGACAAACCGCUAAUACUGAUUUGGCAAUAUUUGAAAAUUCCAUGGGAUGCGUGCUUGGUAAACAUGAUGAGACAGGACGAAAAGAAAGAGCAAUCUACAAUCUCAGUAAGAAGUUCACCGAAUGCGAAACAAGAUAUUCGCCAAUCGAGAAGUUAUGUUGUGCCCUGAUCUGGACAACUCGAAGACUGAGACAGUACAUGUUGUACCAUACAACCUGGCUAAUUUCUAAAUUGGACCCCCUAAAAUACUUGAUGGAAUCAACCGCUUUGAAUGGAAGAAUGGCCCGAUGGCAAAUUCUCCUAUCUGAGUUUGACAUAGUCUAUGUGAACCAGAAGGCUGCAAAAGGGAGUGCAAUAGCGGACUUCCUGGCAAGUAGAGCGCUGGAGGAUUAUGAACCCUUAAACUUUGAUUUCCCAAAUGAAGAUUUGAUGUAUGUUGCAACUAUAGAAAAAUAUUUCCAAGAAGGUGGUCCUUGGAAGCUAAAUUUUGAUGGAGCUUCAAAUGCUAUAGCUUGCAUUAUGGGCAUCCGAGCAGCCAUAGAGCGGAAAAUUAAGGUGCUAAAGAUAUACGGGGACUCUGCAUUAGUAAUUUACCAGCUCAAAGGGGAAUGGGAAACAAGAGACCCCAAGUUAGUCUGCUAUCGAAAAUUGGUUAUGGAAUUGAUUGAGGAAUUUGAUAGUGUCACCUUUAGUUAUCGCCCACGAGAUGAGAACCAGAUGGCAGAUGCUUUGGCUACCCUAGCUUCUAUGUUCAGAGUGAACAGGCUAGAGGAUAUGAAGCCUAUCCAGAUCAGCAUUUAUGAGGCUCCAGCCCAUUGUUGCAACAUUGACAAUGAAGGAGAAAAAGAUGAUCAUCCCUGGAACCAUGACAUAUUGCGAUAUGUGAAGAGUCGUGAGUACCCUGACCAUGCGACUGAAAAUGAUAAGAAGACAUUGAGGAGAUUGGCCAUUGAUUAUGUCCUAGAUGGGGAUAUCUUGUAUAAAAGAGGAAAAGAUCAAGUAUUGUUGAGAUGUGUGGACACUGUUGAAGCUAAAGAAAUUUUGGAAGAAGUGCAUGAAGGUAUCUGUGGAACGCAUGCCAAUGGCUAG